Trichoplax adhaerens is the source of this 924-nucleotide messenger RNA. RefSeq lists its product as uncharacterized. The transcript has 5 exons. Gene Ontology annotation, molecular function: ribosome binding; RNA binding; translation initiation factor activity. Gene Ontology annotation, cellular component: multi-eIF complex; eukaryotic translation initiation factor 2B complex; eukaryotic 48S preinitiation complex. The record is from RefSeq and is a predicted model, not a curated record. The coding region runs from base 1 to 924 and encodes 307 amino acids. NCBI's taxonomy places the organism in Eukaryota, Metazoa, Placozoa, Uniplacotomia, Trichoplacea, Trichoplacidae.
AUGCCGCUCUCGUGUCGUUACUACUCCAAUAAAUUUCCUGAAGUGGAAGAUGUUGUCAUGGUUAAUGUUCGCUCAAUUGCAGAAAUGGGGGCUUAUGUGAAUUUACUGGAAUAUAACAACAUCGAAGGAAUGAUUUUAUUAAGUGAAUUAUCACGCCGUCGAAUUCGUUCCGUCAAUAAGUUGAUCCGCAUUGGUCGUAACGAAUGCGUAGUUGUAAUUCGUGUUGAUAAAGAGAAAGGAUAUAUUGAUUUAUCCAAGCGUCGAGUAUCACCGGAAGAAGUGAAAAAAUGCGAAGAAAAAUUUGCUAAAGCUAAAGUGGUUAAUAGCAUCCUACGUAACGUAGCUCAAUCACUAAAUUAUGAAACAAACGAGCAAUUAGAAGAACUAUACACUAAAUCAGCUUGGUAUUUUGAUGAGAGGGAUAAGAAGCCCGGAGUUGGUUAUGAAUACUUUAAACGUGCUAUAAGUGAUACCAGUAUCGUCGAUCAACUUGACUUGGAUGAUGAUGUCAAGGAAUGCUUAAUAAAUCAUAUAGCUAGAAGACUUAGCCCUCAAAAAGUUAAAGUUAGAGCUGACAUUGAAGUUACUUGCUACACUUAUGAAGGCGUUGAAGCCGUUAAGGCAGCUUUACAUGCUGGCCUCGAGAAGAGCACUACAGAAGUACCUAUAAAGAUUAAUUUGAUCGCUCCACCGUUAUAUGUGGUAUCAGCUCAAACGAUGGAUAAAACCGAAGGCGUAAAAAUAGUUGAAGACGCUAUUAAAGCUAUCGAGUUAGCAAUUAAACAAAAGGAAGGGCAAUUUAAUGUUCAAAUGGCGCCUAAAGUGGUCACUGAAACUGAUGACGCAGAACUGGUCAAACAGAUGGAACAAUUUGAAAGGGAGAAUCUACAAAUCGAUGGCGAUGAUAGCCCAGAUGAGGACUAA